This is a messenger RNA of Nerophis lumbriciformis (worm pipefish), 2074 nucleotides long. The record is from RefSeq and is a predicted model, not a curated record. NCBI's taxonomy places the organism in Eukaryota, Metazoa, Chordata, Actinopteri, Syngnathiformes, Syngnathidae.
UGACAGGCCUCGUUGGUGGGGUGCGCUUCGAUCAAUGCGGAAAUGUGCCCAAUUCUAGAAGGCGUUAAGAAUGUCCUUGCGCGUUUGGAGAUUGUUUCCCUGAGGAUUUAAUUGAUUUUAUUUAUUAACAAGAUCCAAUAUGCCUCUUUUAAAAUACUCCCCUAAAAUCUGGAAUGCCCUUAAGAUGAAAGAGGGCAUACAUGCCCGUCUCCCUGAACAUUACUUAAAGUCCCUGGAGCAGAAAGAGCCCACUGCGGUCCACUGGAGGCCUUUGGGGGUCAAGUACCGUCUCAACCCAAAGACGGGUCAGAAAGAACGAGUGCAAGAUAUCCCAAUCCCCAUCUACUACCCUCCUGAGUCGCAGGACGGUCUGUGGGGGGGAGAGGGUUGGAUAUGCGGGUACAGAUAUGCCAACAAUGACAAAAUGUCCAACCGUUUGAAGAAGACGUGGAAGCCCCAGCUCUUCAAGAGAGAGCUUUACAGCGAGAUCCUGGACCACAAGUUCACCAUCACGGUCACGACUCGCACUCUGGACCUCAUUGACGCCGCCUUUGGCUUUGACCUCUAUAUCCUCAAUACGCCAAAGGAAGAUCUCUCCUCCAAACUGGGGAUGGACCUGAAGAGAGCCAUGUUGCUUCGCCUGGCUCGCAAAGACACUCAGCUGUACCCAGAUGACCCCGUGAGAAGAGAGAAGGUGUACAACAAGUUCAAGCAGCAGUUUGAGAUCCCAGAGGAGGAGGCCGAGUGGGUGGGUCUCACCCUGGAGGAAGCUGUGGAGAAGCAGAGGCAGCUGGAGGUCAAGCCGCCUGAGCCGUUGUUCAAGGUCUGUGUGGAAAAGCUGAUAGAGGACCUGCAAAUCCAGAAACUGUCAGAACCUCAUCUUAUUGAGAAUAAAUGAAGAGUAGAAUCCUCUGCCAUGGAGCUCCACUGAAGAAGAGCUUCUCUUCCUGGUGAAGUGUCAUCACAUUUCUUUGAGUUUGUAAUAGGUUGAAACUUUUUGUAUUUUUACAUUGGAGAGAGAUGCACGGGAAGGAGGGAAAAUAAUGGAUCCAAAAACGGUGCAAAUAAAACCGCUGCCCAUUAAUUAUCCUGUAUAAUGUAAAUAAAAAAGAAUCACAUUGUCACAUUUGUCACUUGUUUAACCGAGUAUUUCAGCAAAAUAUGAACAUAGAUAGUCUUUUGUUCGCUUCUCCUACUAUUUUGCUAGAAAGAAACCAAUGAGGCGGAAACGUAUGUAUAUUUCCACUGAUAUUCGCCAUUUUUUUAGACGCUUCCCAUGCAAAAUCUUUACAAAGCUGGCUGGUUAUUUAAUCACUUAGAUCAGGGGUAGAGAACCUAUGGUUCUCGAGCAAGAUGUGGCUCUUUUGAUGACUGCAUCUGGCUCUCAGAUAAAUCUUAGCUGACAUUGCUUAACACAAUAAUUAAUGAGUAAUCCCGCUGGUAAUCACACUGUUAAAAAUAACGUUCAAAAUAUAAAACAUUCUCAUGCAUUUUAUUCCAUCCAUCUGUUUUUCUACCGCACCGGUUCAACACGUCGCAUUAUUGGUAAGAAGUAUUUUGUUUAUUAUUGGUUAGCUUCAGAAUAACGUUAUUAAAAGAAUAAUAGACUUGUUGUACUCUAAAAAUGUUGGUCUUACUUAAACAUGCACACAUUUAGUGGUAUUCAGUGUUAAAAAAAUAUGAUAUGGGUCUCACAGAAAUACAUUUUAAAAUAUUUGGCUUUUUAUGGCUCUCUCAGCCAAAAAAGGUUCCCGACCCCUGACUUAGAUUAAUGAAAUGAUUCACGAGUCUAACAGAUCGCAUCAGUCCCUGGCUGUGUAGAUAUAAGCAGACUCACCAAAACGGAGGAUUUUGUUCGAGUCAUCCUUGGUACAUCCUAAUAUCAUUAAAACUAGAGUGAAAAAUAUGUGUGUGUCAGGAGAGAGCAUUGUGUUUGUCUUUUCAAGCGAAACGAAGGCCAAAGAGAGUAACUUCUACUCAUUCAUUUCCUUUUUUCUGAAUUUGGAAAAAUAUUUCCUUAACACUAAUAAGUGAAAUAUUGCAAUAAAUCAGGGAUUAAACACACUAGUGCUCA